Molecule: messenger RNA, 3936 nt
Organism: Brienomyrus brachyistius
Lineage: Eukaryota; Metazoa; Chordata; Actinopteri; Osteoglossiformes; Mormyridae
Gene: atp13a2
Product: ATPase cation transporting 13A2
Exons: 29
Coding region: 417-3800 (1127 amino acids)
Biological process (GO): intracellular calcium ion homeostasis; regulation of autophagosome size; autophagosome-lysosome fusion
Cellular component (GO): membrane
Molecular function (GO): ATP binding; ATP hydrolysis activity; P-type ion transporter activity
Source: RefSeq, a predicted model, not a curated record
UUAAGACUUGGCGUUGGUCGUAUUGUACCCUAUAAGCAGAUGUAUAAGCACAACACUGUACUGAAUCUUAAUUUUGAAAUAAACCGUUCUGGAUUUAAAGAUAGACCUCGGCUAUGAAAGACAUAAAUAUGGAUGUUCAUUGCAAAUAUUUAAAGAAUGAAAGAAGCCGAGUGCUCGUUGUAGAAUGUAGCAGGAGAGGCGGGCUUUUGCGGCUACACGCUCCCAAGGUAAAUUGAGGUGCUACACCGGCGGUUACUGUUUGCCUCGAGAGUCACUUAUUAUCGUUCUAUUUAAUUUAAUCGAUCUGGAGUGAGCCGAUUAUUCGGAAGACGUGAAGCCUGUAACUCUUAACUAAAGGUAACAGUCAGCCAUUACUGGCCGGGUCUGGUGACCCCUGUCACUGCACCAUCUCCAAUAUGGAUGUGCAGGGUUACCGGCUUGUGCCUUGGCGCGUGUGGCUGUGCCGCGUGUUUGCCGUGCUGUCCGUGGGCCUGCUGCUCUUGCUGUUCUACUGGCGCCCCCGUCUGGCCGUGUUAGCCCGAUGUAACCUCUGUCCCCUGGCCCUGGCUGAUACUCUACUCGUAAGGAAUGCCCAUGGGCAGAGCUUCGUUGUAGAAGUACAGAUACUGGAGUUGGAUGAUGGCAGUACUGAACACCCGGCCAGUGAUGUUGAGGAAUUUGACUGGAGGGAUACAGUGCACCUUCACAGCGAGCAGAAAUCAUCCCUUCGCUGCUUUAUAUUUGAGGGGAUUCGUUACAUUUGGAUGAUGAAGAAGGGUGCCUUCUGUCCUGUGAGUGUCCUCAGUGAGGACUGGACUUCCUCUGACAUAUACCGCCAGCAGGGGGGGCUGAGUCGCCACGAACAGAGUUCCAGGAGAAAGGUGUAUGGGCCAAACCUCAUAGAUGUUCCUGUGAAGUCCUGUGCUCGGCUGCUGGUGGAGGAGGUCCUCAAUCCCUUCUACCUGUUCCAGAUCUUCAGUAUCGUCUUAUGGAUGAGCGACAACUACUUCUACUAUGCAGGCUGCAUCCUUGUCAUCUCACUUAUUUCUAUAGCCAUCUCCCUCUAUGAAAUUCGUAAGCAAAGCAACACCCUGCGCAGAAUGGCUCACCUGGUGGUCAAUGUGACCGUCCGCAGGGACUCUGGCGAGGAGGAGAUCGUGAGCUCUAUGGACCUGGUGCCUGGGGACUGUGUGCUGAUACCUCCAGAGGGCCUGCUCAUGCCCUGUGAUGCCGCCCUGCUGGUUGGGGAGUGCAUGAUCAACGAGAGCAUGCUCACUGGUGAAAGCGUGCCUGUGAUGAAAACUCCCCUUCCGUUCAGUGCAGGCAAAUACAGUCCUGACUCUCAGCGCAGACAUACCCUAUUCUGUGGUACACAAGUUAUCCAGGCCAGGGGGGGCCGCCAGGGGGGGAGAGGAGGUCUUGCUGUGGUCACACGCACAGGGUUUUUCACAGCUAAGGGUGACCUGAUCAGCUCCAUACUUUUCCCUUUGCCAAUAAACUUCCGCUUCUACCAAGAUUCCAUGAAGUUCCUGCUCAUCCUUGGGGCACUGGCUCUGAUAGGCACAAUCUACAGCACCGUGAUCCUAAGCAUAAGCAUGACUCCCUGGGUGGAGGUGGUGAUCCGGGCCCUGGACAUCGUCACCAUCGUGGUGCCGCCCGCUCUGCCUGCUGCCAUGACGACGGGCACCAUCUACGCACAGCGACGCCUCAAGCGUCACGGCGUGUUCUGCAUCAGUCCACCCCGUAUCAAUGUCUGUGGCAAGAUAUCACUCUGCUGCUUUGAUAAGACAGGCACGCUGACGGAGGACGGUCUGGACGUGUGGGGUGUUCUGGAGGGUGGUGGGGAAGGCUUUGGAGAGCUUGUGCCCGACCCCCGCAUGCUGCCUCAGGGCCCCAUGCUCUCGGCCAUGGUAUCCUGCCACUCCGUGGCACUGCUGGAAUCCCAGUCAUUUGGAGACCCCCUGGAGCUCAAGAUGAUCGAGUCCACAGGCUGGCAACUAGAGGAGCCCGUGGAGGAUGAACAAACUGCAGAGAUUGUGGGGGAGUUUGGGAGCUUUCGUGUCCUGGCAGUGAUGAGACCACCGGCAUCUGAAUUGCAACCUCAUGGCAUUUCCAUCGGUGAGCCAGUGGCUAUCCUGCGGAGAUUCCCAUUCUCAUCCACCCUACAGAGGAUGAGUGUGGUUACUGUGGGACCAGGAGGACAUGGUGCCCUCGCUUUCCUCAAAGGAGCUCCUGAAACAGUGGCCAGCCUUUGCCUGAAGGAGAGCAUUCCUGCUACAUUUUCUGACACUCUGAGUCAUUUUGCAAAUGAUGGGUUCAGGGUGCUGGCCCUGGCUUAUAAACCUCUUGAUGAAACACUGUGCUUGAAGACCAUUGAGAGGGAAGCCGUAGAAAGCUCAAUGAGGUUCUUGGGUCUGUUGGUGAUGAAGAACGUGGUGAAGCCGGAAACGCCAGGUGUCAUCACCAUUCUGAGGAACGCCCAGCUUCGAACUGUCAUGGUCACAGGUGACAACAUCCUGACUGCUGUGAAUGUGGCCCGGACUUGUGGCAUGGUACCAUCAGAUGACAGAGUCAUCUUUGUACAAGCGAACCCCCCUGGUGCCAGUUCACUGGCAACGCUACGAUUUCACAUGGGAGAAAACAGGACUGAGAUUCUGCAGAGUCUCUACCAAGGAAGUUCCGGGUAUCACCUGGCCAUCAAUGGCAAGUCUUUCUCUGUCCUUUGUGACCACUUUCCUGAAUACCUACCAAAGGUGCUGAUGAGAGGCACGGUGUAUGCUCGCAUGACCCCAGACCAGAAGACUCAGCUGGUCACUGAGCUGCAGAAACUCAAUUACUGUGUGGGCAUGUGCGGGGACGGCGCCAAUGACUGCGGGGCCUUAAAGGCGGCCGAUGCAGGCGUGUCCCUGUCCCAGGCGGAGGCGUCCGUCGCCUCCCCAUUCACGUCCAGCUCUGGCAGCAUCAGCUGUGUGCCGCUGCUCAUUAGGGAAGGAAGAUGUUCUUUGGUGACGUCUUUUAGUCUCUUCAAGUACAUGGCCGUCUACAGUCUGAUCCAGUUCUGCUCUGUCCUCAUCCUCUACACUGUGAAGACCAACCUCGGCGACCUGCAGUUCCUGUUCUUUGACCUGGUGCUGGUCACAUCAUUGGCCAUUGUGAUGGGGACGGGCGGGCCCAAUGCAGAGCUGCACCCCCGGCGCCCCCCAGCCAGCCUGCUCCGCUUCUUGGUUCUGGGUAGCCUGCUGGUGCACUUUAUACUUCUGGUGCUGAUUCAGGUGUCUGCCCUUCUCAUCACCAGGACUCAAAGCUGGUACAUUCCCCUCAACUCAACUGUAACCGGGGCAGCCAACUUGCCCAACUUUGAGGACACCAGUGUGUUUGCCUUGUCUGGCUUUCAGUACAUCAUUAUGGCUGUGGUGCUAACCAAAGGGUAUCCGUAUAAGAAGCCUCUUUAUGCGAAUGUGCCGUUUGUCCUGCUGCUGCUGCUCUUCUUUGGUGCCAUGAGCUGGCUGGUCUUGUAUCCAGUGCCCUUCCUGCGAAGGUUGUUCAAGCUGAGCGAAGUCACGGACAUGAACUAUAAACUUUUGUUAGUAGCUCUGGCCGCGCUCAACCUGUUCACCUGUUACCUGUGGGAGAUUUUCAUUGACAAAGGCGCACUGGACUGCUGCCGAAGAUUAAGGCGGAAGAAGGAGUCCAGAAAACUGUACAAGCGUUUGGAAACCUUCCUGUCAGACGCCCCCUCCUGGCCCCCACUUGAUCAGACCCUGUCGCCUACACAGUGCUCUGUGAUUGGCUUAAGUUAGCAUCACUGAUCCCAGUCCUUGACAGGAGAACCAAGGAUUUUGUUGCCAAAAUCUGAGCAAUACUUUGGCCUUCUGCUUGGGCUCUCACCUAUAUGUUUUUAAUCCACCACAUUAAAUGUUUAUUUUCUCAUCAUAA